CCCGACGUUGGCUGUUGAUGUUGAACCCACAAUGAGGUGCUGUUAGCCACGUAGAGGUCGCGGGGUAUUAAAUCAUAUCUCCGUGGUCCAAGGGUGUAUUUGAGCUCGAGGCCAGCGCCUUUUGUAUAGCCCCCCUCGAUCUUGUUUUCUUGAUUUUGUUUCUCUGCCUGGCCUUCUUCCUUUUCAAACACACUACCGGCUGAAUAAUCGCCAAGUCUCACUCUCGGCCCCCCACCCGUCCUGUUUCCGCGGAAUAGACAGACUGCAAAAAGUCAUGACUGACUACGACGUGAAGGGCAAGAUCGCCUUGGUGACAGGGGCGGGGUCCGGCAUCAACCACGUCAUGGCGCAGCGCCUCCUCGAGGCCGGCUGCUCCGUCAUGUUCGCCGACCUGAAGCUGCGGCCCGAGGCCGAGGCCACGGUGGCCAAGUACCCGCACCCCGCGCCGGCCGGCACGAGUGGCGCCUCGGCCGCGUUCCGGCAGACCGACGUGGCCGACUGGGCGCAGCUGACGGCGCUGUGGGACGAGACGCUCGCAAAGUUCGGCCGGAUCGACAUCCUGGUCAACGGGGCGGGGAUCUACGAGCCGCCGACGUCGGCGUUUUGGAACCCGCCGGGCGUCUCGCCCCUGGCCGAGGACGCGGCCGACGGCGGCAUCUGGAAGACGUUUGCCGUCAACACUAUGGCGCCCAUCCGGCUGGCCCAAAUGGCGCUCGACUACUGGACACAGAACCGCGAGGUAAAGGGCGCCAUCCUCUGGGUCGUCAGCGCCGGCGCCUACCUCCACUCGAUCCAGACGCCGCUGUACUUCUCGUCAAAGGCCGCCGUCCUCAGCGUCGUCAAGUCGCUGCAGGGGCUGAAGCAGCUCAUCGGCGUGCGGAGCUCGGCCAUUUGCCCGGCUGCCGUCCGGACCCCGCUGUUCGAUCAGGACCACUGCAAGGACCGGCUGGGCAAGGACGACCCGGCGCUGACGGCGGAAGAGGUGGUGGCCGUCAUGAUGGACGCGCUGACGCUCGAGGUCCGCGGCAACGGCGACGUGAUCGAGGUGCAAAAGAUCGCCGAGGGCGACAUCGACGUGCGCGACGUCAAGCUCGAGGCCCUCUACCCGCCGCGCAUGCCCAUCUCCGCGGACACCACGGCCAUGGCGGAGGAGCUCAAGUUCAUGCAGAAGGUGGCCGACAAGGGCAUGCGGUCCUCGUACGAGUAGGUAGAGAGAACGGACGAAUGUUCCCAGCAGAAACAAAGAAAAAAUUAUGAAGAAUCCCCCUCGUGUGCAAAUUUGGGUCUGCACCAGCCACCUCAGCCGUUGCAUGACGGCUCGUGCCGCCGAAGGUGCUAGCUAACAUGUGUGCUCGGGCAACGGGGUGGGUGGUAGGGGAAUUGACCUGUGCUCCCACGAUGACGCAUCCCUUCUCCACAAUGGCUACGUCAAGACAGGGGGGAGACCAAAGAGGGACACGCUCUUCUGAAUUUCAAUAUCUUUGUCGUCUACGGUCCCAAGGAUCACAAACUUUAGUGCGGUGGAUCCUUCCUGAUUCAGCCAGUACUCAGUUACAUUUUUCACCAUAAAAAAUUCCGCCAAAUCAAUGUAUCGCUACCCGCGCCUCCAUUUGCCACAGUUUGCCAUAGACCCACUAAUGGAGGUGCGGG
This is a messenger RNA of Gaeumannomyces tritici R3-111a-1, 1650 nucleotides long. RefSeq lists its product as hypothetical. Bases 275 to 1207 code for a protein of 310 amino acids. NCBI's taxonomy places the organism in Eukaryota, Fungi, Ascomycota, Sordariomycetes, Magnaporthales, Magnaporthaceae. Gene Ontology annotation, cellular component: cytoplasm. The transcript has 3 exons. Gene Ontology annotation, molecular function: oxidoreductase activity, acting on the CH-OH group of donors, NAD or NADP as acceptor. The record is from RefSeq and is a predicted model, not a curated record.